AUGGGUGCCGGAAACUUUGGGGAAUUGGGCACAAAUAACGUACGUGUGACGGGUGUGGUGGACGUCGGGGCGAUCCUCGACGUCUUCCAGGCGCAUGGCCACUACCAGGUCGAUACCGCGCGCAUUUACACCGGAGGCACGAGCGAGAAGGUGCUCGGCGAACUCGACUGGAAGAAGCGCGGGCUCAUCCUGGACACGAAGCUCUGGCCGAAUGGGGUACAUCUGGAGGCGCUCUAUGCCCGGGGCCUGCCACUGACGGUUCUUCCAGACGAACGGGAUCUGCGCAAGUACCUGGACGAGUCCUUAAGGGCUCUCAAGACCGACUCCAUCAACCUGCGGUAUCUUCACGCGCCAGACCGGACGACACCCUUCGAGGAGACACUCAAGGCCGUGAACGACCUCUACAAGGAGGGAAAGUUCCAGCAUUUUGGACUCAGCAAUUACAUGUCCUGGGAGGUCGCUCAGGUCGUGGAGAUAUGCAAGGUGAACGGCUACGUCGUGCCCACGGCGUAUCAGGGGCUCUACAACGCGGUACACCGUACCGUUGAACCUGAGCUGUUCCCGGCCCUGCGCGAAUACGGCAUUGCGUUCUACGCGUUCAAUCCGCUCGGUGGUGGGUUCUUCACGGGCCGUUACCGCUCGAUGCACGACCGGAUCGAGCCAGGCACGCGCUUCGACCCGAACAGCACGAUCGGCAAGAUCUCGCGCUUAUGGUACUGGAACGAACCGUACUUUGCCGCGCUGGAGAAGAUUGAAGAAGUCGCGAAGAAGCACAACUUGACGCUCGCCGAAAUCGCCCUCCGUUGGAUGUCCCACCACAGCCUCCUCAAGCACGAACAUGGAGACGCGAUUAUUAUCGGCACCUCGAGCGCACAGCAGGCUGAGCAGAACCUUGUCGACCUCCAGAAAGGUCCUUUGCCCGAAGAAGUUGUCAAGGCUCUCGAUGAGGCGUGGAACUUGGCGAAGGGUUCUGCCGCAAAUUACUUCCAGUAA
Phanerochaete carnosa HHB-10118-sp is the source of this 993-nucleotide messenger RNA. RefSeq lists its product as uncharacterized. Gene Ontology annotation, molecular function: oxidoreductase activity. The record is from RefSeq and is a predicted model, not a curated record. Lineage: Eukaryota; Fungi; Basidiomycota; Agaricomycetes; Polyporales; Phanerochaetaceae. The transcript has 7 exons. The coding region runs from base 1 to 993 and encodes 330 amino acids.